Messenger RNA from Vanessa tameamea, 1992 nucleotides. RefSeq names its product glia maturation factor beta (gene GMF). The record is from RefSeq and is a predicted model, not a curated record. The transcript has 4 exons. Gene Ontology annotation, molecular function: actin binding; Arp2/3 complex binding. NCBI's taxonomy places the organism in Eukaryota, Metazoa, Arthropoda, Insecta, Lepidoptera, Nymphalidae. The coding region runs from base 103 to 528 and encodes 141 amino acids. Gene Ontology annotation, biological process: negative regulation of Arp2/3 complex-mediated actin nucleation; actin filament debranching. Gene Ontology annotation, cellular component: actin cortical patch.
GUCAGAAAUUAUAUUGUUGACGCAUGAAUAGGUUUUAGUUUAGGUGGAGUUUCCGCAGUUUAUAAACUAAUUUUAACUUUUGUUAUUUUUAAAUAUUGAAAGAUGUCUGGUCAAAACGUCAACGUUUGUGAUAUUGGUGAUGAUGUCAAGGAUGUAUUGAAAAAGUUUAGGUUUCAAAAACACACAACAAAUUCUGCGUUGAUACUGAAGGUAAACAGAGAAAAACAAGCAUUGGAAGUUGAUGAGGAACUUGAAAAUGUUGAACUUGAAGAGCUGCAGGACAUCCUUCCAUCACAUCAGCCACGAUUCAUUGUCUAUAGCUAUAAAUUGGAACACAGUGACGGACGGACAUCAUUUCCGAUGUGUUUCAUAUUCUAUACACCUCGCGAUGCCCACAUGGAACUUCAGGUAAUGUACGCGGGAACACAACGAGCUCUGGCUGCGGCCGUCGGCGCUCCUCGGCUGUUGGAAGUCAGAGAAAUCGAUGAACUCACCAGCGAAUGGCUCAUCGAGAAACUGAGGAAAUAGAACUUAAACUAUUAGGGCUAUUGACCAAUAUAGUCAUAUUACGUAAGAUUAUUUAAGAGUAUUUCGAAAGUGUUGCCAAUAAUUUCUAUAUUUUUAUAAUUUAUAAAUCGUAGGGCUAUUGUCGUUAACGUUAUUGAUAUCACAUAUUAAACUCAACUAGCAAUAUGACGUUGCGACGAUACUGACUUUGCGUUGCGUUGUGAAUGGUUUAGAAAAAGAUAGGGUACCUAACACCUAGGCAUGGGCGAUAUCAGAUUUUUGUGACAUCGGUUGUGUAACGGAUUUGGAUUAAAUAACGAUGUUGACCGAUUUAAGAUAACGCCCUGUCCUUGAACGAUACAUUGUACGAUAUGUGAAAAACAGAUGAAACGAAUAUGUUAUCGAAAUCGAUUUAACAUUCGCUUCAUCUCUUUCUCACAGAUGGGUUACUGUAAAGUUGAAGAGAGACAGCACGAAUAUUCAUAGCUUUUCAAACAUGCAAACAUCAAAUCGAUGACAUAUGAUAUUCCGAAGACAUCCGAUUUUAGAUGUGUUUCGAUUUAUCGACCACACGCCUACUAACAUCCGAUCCCACCCCCACGCGCGAGGCAAGUCGCGGACGAAAAGUCGUAUCAAAUACAGACAGAUAUGGACCGAUUUAAAUUAAACUGUAAUUGCUCUUAACACAUCCAGUAUCAUCUAACAAUAGGUUUUUUAGAAAUUUACUAAAUGAGCAAUAAAAUUAAAUAAUAUACUAAGAAUAACUAAUAUUUCUAUUGUCAUUUUAUCCGUCGAUUUAUGACGUUGAUAAUAACUGCAUUGUUAAAUCAACCAAUCAAAACCCGUUAAAUCUAGUUUAAUGUAAUUCCAGUAGUGUAGUUAACAUUUUCUGAUUUACAAGAACAGCGUCGAUAAUAACCCUACGAUAUAAAAGUAUAGAAAUUAUUAAAAAAUAUAUAUUAAUUCUAAAUAUAAUACAGGUUUUAUAAGCAUUUUGAUAGUAUAUUGCAAAACGAAAUUUAUAAAUUUAUUGUAAACGUCAAUAGUCCAAUGGUUUACGGCCCAGCGAUGUAAAAGGUCGGAUCGAUACAAUCCUUGGGCUAUUGUCGUCCCCACUCCACACAAGCGAUAAGCUUAAACGGAGGGGUAAAUAGGAAUAUUAGUAAUUCCUUAAUUAAUUUGGGGCAUUGCUACAAUCCUAUAAUAAAAAAAGUCAUUCCUUGCUAAAGCCUAUUCCAAGCACAGGAGGAGUAAACAAGUUUGACCUUGAAUUGCCGCGAUAUCAUUGGUCGAGAUAAAUCUAUGAUAUUCAUAACGCGACGUCAUUGGUCGAUGUCUUGAUUAAUCUAUGGUUGUUAUUGUAGAGUUGUAUCAAAAAUAAAAAUUGCGUUUUGUAUGUCGAGGAAAUUGUCAUCAGCACUUUGGAAGUAAAAUUAAAGUGGAUAUAAGUAGUUAAGUGUGCUAGUGUUGUAUUAUAAAUAAAGA